AUGGCGGAGUCGAAGAGAACUAGGGAGCCGAUGAGGUGUGUGAGCCACCAGCAGGCCCGGCAGCUGCUCCACAACAAGUUCAUCGUUGUGCUGGGAGACUCCAUUCAGAGAUCUGUUUACAAGGACCUUGUUCUGCUGCUACAGAAGGAUAAGUAUCUCACCUUACAACAACUCAGGAGCAAGGGUGAGAUGAGCUUUGAAAUGGACUGCCUGAUAGAAGGGGGCUGUCUAAGCCAAUUGCACAACGGAACAGGAUACAGAGAGGUCCGGCAGUUCCAGUCCGCCCACCACCUGGUCCGCUUCUACUUUGUGACGCGCAUCUUCUCUUCCUACAUGCAGAGCAUCAUAGAUGACUUCCGCAGUGGCUUGAAACCAGACAUAAUCAUUGUCAACUCCUGCGUUUGGGAUAUCUCAAGAUACAGGUCCGGUUGGAUUGAUGACUACAAAGAGAACUUGCGUAGUUUCUUUGACAAGAUGAUAGGGAUCCUGCCCAAGGAAACCUUGGUCAUGUGGAGCCUCACUAUGCCUUUAGCAGAGAAAAUCAAAGGUGGUUUCCUGGUGCCUGAGAUUGAGCACAAGGUCUCCCAUCUGCGUUAUGAUGUGAUCGAAGCUAACUUCUAUAGUGGGACCCUGGCUGACGCCUACGGGAUAGACGUGUUGGACCUACACUUCCAGUUCCGCUUUUCUCUGCAACAUCGUACGAAGGAUGGAGUCCACUGGAAUGCACUCGCCCACCGCAGGAUAACCUCCCUGCUGUUACACCACGCUGCACAGGCCUGGGGCGUCAACAUGCCCUGUGAACUGAUCCCUGUCGGACUGCGUCAAGUAGACUGUGCCCCUAACUUCUACUGCCCUCUUCCCACCAACUAUUUUUCCAACAAGGAGGGAUAUGAAAACGGCUACAGGGAGGAGUUCAGAAAUGAUUCCCUCCCUUUACACUGCUUCAACUUUGAGGACAACCACCAGCAGAAACGAACACAUCGCCACAGGCCGGCCCUCCCAUCACAGCCUUACCUCCCUGUCCACAGGCGCAUUUAUAACAACAAUGGACAGGGUGGAAAUGGUUCCAACUACAGACCUCACCCCUACCAAGUUCCCUACAAUGAGCCCCAUCAGUACGUGAUGAGGAACCGACACAUCAGACACCAUGUUGCUCCUUACGCCUACCAAAGACCAAAUCACUACGGCAAUCAUUUCAGUUACUACUGAGCUGUUUCUCAAAGUUCAAAGUGUUACAUGAAUCAUCCUGUCGGACAUAAUUCCACAAGUCUUCAAUGUUCUCUAAACCAUACAAAGGCUUUUAAGCAGGAGGAAGUGUUGAACCUCACACUGCUCAUUUCACACCUUGAUUUUAUCUAACCAGCUUUGAGUGCUCUCGUAUGUAUACAGUGUCCUUAAUCUUUUAUUAUAUUGUAAAUUAGUCCUCUUUUCGUUUGU
Messenger RNA from Pleuronectes platessa (European plaice), 1437 nucleotides. It is a transcript of the gene fam113, whose product is annotated as family with sequence similarity 113. The transcript is spliced from 9 exons. Bases 1 to 1209 code for a protein of 402 amino acids. The record is from RefSeq and is a predicted model, not a curated record. NCBI's taxonomy places the organism in Eukaryota, Metazoa, Chordata, Actinopteri, Pleuronectiformes, Pleuronectidae.